AUGGAAAAUAAUAAUAAAAAUUAUUCCCAUUAUUUACAUAGUGGAUAUGCCCAUCCAAUUACUAGAUCAUGGCAAGGUGAUAAGGUCAUUUUGAAAUCUCAAUUAAUUUAUCCAAUUUUUGUUACAGAUUUAAUUAAUACAAAAACUGAAAUUAAAUCCUUACCAGGACAAUAUCAAAUUUCAAGUGAUUUAGUAGUUGAAUUUUUGAGACCAUUGGUUGAGAAAGGAUUAAAAUCAAUAAUUUUAUUUGGUGUAAUUAUAAGUGGUGUAAAAGAUGAACAAGCUUCAUCUGCCGAUAAAAGAGAAUCAUCACCAGUUAUUAAAUCAAUUGAAUUAAUUAAAAAUGAAUUUCCAGAAAUUUUAAUUUGUACAGAUUUAUGUUUAUGUGCAUAUACAGAUCAUGGACAUUGUGGUGUAUUAACAGAGGAAGGAUUUAUUGAAAAUGAAAAGAGUAUUAUUAGAUUAGGAGAGAUAGCAUUAUCAUUUGCAAAAGCAGGUGCUCAUGUAAUUGCACCAAGUGAUAUGAUGGAUUGCAGAGUCGGACAAAUUAAAAAGGUAUUAUUCCAAAAUGGAUAUGGUGGUCGUGUUGCAGUGAUGGCCUAUAGCUCCAAAUUUGCAUCAUCCUACUAUGGUCCAUUUAGAGAUGCAGCUGGAAGUGGAGCAAAACAUGGCGAUAGACAAGCUUACCAAUUACCAAUUGCAUCAAGAGGUUUAGGUUUAAGAGCUGCCCUUAGAGACGAAGCAGAAGGUGCCGAUUUCAUUAUGGUUAAACCAGCUGGUCCUUACAUGGAUAUCAUUCGUGAAGUCAAAGAUCACGUUAAAGUACCAGUAUGCUGUUAUCAGGUCAGUGGUGAAUAUGCUAUGAUUUAUCAUGCAUCUGUCGCUGGUGGUAUCGAUUUAAAAUCUGGUGUUAUGGAAUCUUUAAUUUCCCUCCAACGUUCUGGUUGUGAUAUUUUCAUUACUUAUUUCACUCCACAAUUAUUAGAUUGGUUAAAAUUAUAA
Molecule: messenger RNA, 1002 nt
Organism: Dictyostelium discoideum AX4
Lineage: Eukaryota; Evosea; Eumycetozoa; Dictyosteliales; Dictyosteliaceae
Gene: hemB
Product: delta-aminolevulinate dehydratase
Exons: 3
Coding region: 1-1002 (333 amino acids)
Source: RefSeq, a predicted model, not a curated record